AUGUCUUCAAACUCCAGUUCGGCUGCAGCCGACAUCAUCGCUUCAUACGCGGCUACAGCCGUCACCAAUUACUGCUCCCUAGCCGGGAUUGUUUUCUUGAUGUAUGCCUAUACUAUCACCAUCGGACGGGAGGUCGAACUUUUCUGGAUGCGGAAGUUCUCUGGCGCCACCUUAUUGUUCCUCGCGAAUAAGUACAUCAGCCUAGUGAACCAUUUAUACGACCUUGCUAUGUUCAUUGGUAUUCAUGUAAAUGACAAGGUGCGUCGAUAUCUUCUGUUCCAUGACAUAUCUUUCAUUGUAACCGGUAUCCCCCUCCAGACUUGCAACAUCGAGGUGGAAGUGUUCUCUUCCGUGGACUGGCUGCAAUACGUUCCUUGGGCCGCUUUCUCCGGCUUACGUGUGUUCGCUUUGUGCCGGAUGUACUCUGUCUCGGUAGUUGUCAGCGUUCUCUCCCUUGUCCCGCUCGGUGUCAAUUUCGGCUCCAAAACGUUUGGCGUGAAUGAACCUGGGGUGGGAUGUGGGAUGGACGACGAAUAUUCACCAUCAAUGAGCUUGAACGUACUUCUUAUCAUGAACGUGUUUCACAUCGUUUUCUCCUUCGCCUCUGAUACGACGAGUAACGUCACCUUAUUCACCGAACCACUCACCGCCGUGCUCACCUCUCAUUUUCUCCUCGAUCUCCAAGAAGCCAGCCAAAAGGAGGUUCAACAAGACGACACUAUCGAACAGUCAAUGCCUUCUAGGAGCGUUAUCGGAAGCAAGCUAUCUUUCGCCAAAGUCAUCGGCUCGCUCGACUCGGCCCUCAAGCCAGGCCUCUAUCUUGGUGUGGACAUUGAUAGUGAGAUGGUUCGCGAUGAGUAUGACGUCUCGGUUGAGCUAUCACCUGUGGAUUUCGCGGAUCCUGAGAGGCUCUCAUAUCCCCAAGGUUCCGUUGCGUCGCAUGAUUCAUGA
Messenger RNA from Dichomitus squalens LYAD-421 SS1, 951 nucleotides. RefSeq lists its product as uncharacterized. The transcript has 9 exons. NCBI's taxonomy places the organism in Eukaryota, Fungi, Basidiomycota, Agaricomycetes, Polyporales, Polyporaceae. The record is from RefSeq and is a predicted model, not a curated record. The coding region runs from base 1 to 951 and encodes 316 amino acids.